Molecule: messenger RNA, 2509 nt
Organism: Salpingoeca rosetta
Lineage: Eukaryota; Choanoflagellata; Craspedida; Salpingoecidae
Exons: 1
Coding region: 170-2173 (667 amino acids)
Molecular function (GO): glycosyltransferase activity
Source: RefSeq, a predicted model, not a curated record
UGAGGAAGGUGUUGAUGGCGCACGACAGCAACGCGGCGACAACAACAAUCCAACAACCACAACAAACCCACGCACACACCACGCACACACCACACCCCGCACCAGCGCGAGCGAGAGAGCGAGAGAGGGAGCGAAGGGCUGACGAGAGCGUUUGUUUGGACGAGAGAGAAUGCACAGGAGAACAAGCAGCAGCGGCGGGAAUGGCGGCGGUGGCAUGAGCGAUAGGCGAGCGGAUGCUCCUGCUGUCACGCCGAUGGUGGAGGCCGAUGAUGCUGAUGGUGGUGGGUUUACCAACGCGUUCCGCAACACGCAUCACAGCAGCAAUGGUGCUGGCAACAGCAAUUCCUUUCAUCACCAUCAUCAUCAUCAUCAUCAUCAGCAUGGCAGCUCGAGGGCCACGCGCAGCGCCCACUCACGUAACUCCUCGCGCCACUCCGUUGGGUCCUCGCACUCGGCCUCGUCCCCGCCGCCCUCGCGCUGCGGCUACACCGCGACGUCCACGGGCCCAACAUCGCCCACGUCCCUGGCGCAAACGCCGUCUUACCCAGCGUCUUCCGAGUCCUCCGCCUCGUUCCACUCGCCCGCAACCACGCCGCUCCUCUCCGUCGCUGUUGGUGGUGUUGGUGCGGGAAGAGGCCACAGGACGUCGGCGUCAGCAUCCUCCUCUGCGUCGUCGCCGUCUGCGUCGUCGCCAUCGUCCCCGGCCUCUGGCUACACGGCGUCCUUUGCUGGCCCGCUGCUGGCGUGGUUCCGUGGCGACCCGCACCGCUCGCGGCGCCGCGCGCUCAUCGGCGUCGCCUUUGUGGUGCUGCUGGUCGUGGUUGGCGUGGUGCGCAUGGGCAGCGGCUCGGACGAGGUGGAGUAUGAGCUGGCGCGGCAGCAGCGCUCCUACGACAACCAGCCGCCCAUCCUGCAGCAGCUGGCGCCGGGCUGCCCGGAGUUCCAGCUGGGCAUCAACGUCUCCUACGCACGCAAAGGCCCCAAAAUCCUCGUGUCCUCUGGCGCCUACAACAACAUUGUGGACGGCGUGUCCAAGACGCUGAACAGGCUGGUGGGAGAGCUGCAGCAGCGCGAUUUCCAGGUCAUUGUCAUCGCGCCCACGGGCGACGUGCCGCUCAUGGAGCACCAGGGGCUGCUGUAUCCGGCGUACUCCGUGUCGGUGCCCUUCCGCCCAGAGUACCGCCUGGCGCUGGGCCUUGACUCGUGCUCGCGGCAGCUGUUUGAGGCCUUCAAGCCCGACAUUGUGCAUGUGGCGACGCCAGACUACCUCGGCCACCAGGUGCAGCGGUGGGCCAUUGAGCACCACAUCCCCGUCGUGUGCUCAUACCACACGCGCUUCAACUCGUACCUCCCCUACUACCUCGGCCACAACCAGCUGCUCUCGUCCGUGGACUCGGCGCUGUGGACGUGGAUGCGCGCCUUCUACGGCAAGUGCCAGCACACGUACCCGCCCACGCCAUCCGUGGCAGAGGAGCUCGCGGACCACGGCGUGAAGACAGACCUGAGGCUGUGGCCGCGUGGCAUCGACCUGAGCAUGUUCAACGUGGAGGCAAGGUCGCCUGCGCUGCGGGAGCAGUGGGGCGCAGCGCCCCGCACCACGGUCGUGCUCACCGUGUGCAGGCUGGUGUGGGAGAAGAACCUGCAGGAGGUGAUUGAAGCGCUCAAGCUGAUGGAGCAGCACAACGAAGACUUUGUGGCGGUGGUGGUGGGCGACGGGCCCGCGCGCCCCGCCAUGGAGGCCGAGCUGCCGCACGCCGUGUUCAUGGGGUUUCUCAACGGCCGCAACCUCUCCACGGCGUUUGCCAGCGCCGACGUGUUCUUCUUCCCGAGCCUGACAGAGACGUGGGGCGCCGUCACGCUGGAAGCGAUGGCGUCAGGUCUGCCCGUCGUGGUCGCAGAUGCGCCCGGCAGCAAGGAGCUGGUGGAGGAUGGCAAGACGGGGUACAUUAUCGAGUCUGGCAAGCCCCACCGCUGGGCCAACGCGCUGACAGAGCUCAUCUACAAGCCGCAGCUGCGCGAGGAGCUUGCCGCCAAUGCGCUGGAGGUUGUGCGCAAGAGCGGGACGUUGACCUGGCGACAUGCCACGGACAUGCUCGUAAGCCACUACCGCGACCUCCUCGACCCGCACCGACGAUACGCAGAGCUCUUUUCCGUGCCAACCGCAGAGGCGUGAGCGACAACGCGCGCUGCAGUGGUUGGAUGAUGGCUGGAGAAGUAUAUGGUGUAUGCACGGUGGCUGGAGGGUGCUUUUGUUGGCUGGUUUGGUUUGGUUGGUUGUGUUGAUAAUUCUUUUUGUGUAAUCAUAUGUGUAUGGCUAGCUCUGCUUGGCACACGUGUUCUGCGUGUGCGCGUGCGUGUGGGAGUGAGUGGAGCAUGAGUGUGUGUGUGUGUGUGUGCGUAUAUUCGCUUUCUUUUUCUCUCCUGCAUCCUAAUUGACCCAGUUGUGUGUGUGUGUGUUGUCUGUGUCUGUCUGUGUAUCAUUUCAUUGAACAUAUGGGGUUGAUCGCCU